UGGCAGAGUUGAAUGCAAAGACGAAGAACAGGAGAAGCACUGAUACUGCCUUUAGAUUAGACCUCAGCAACAUCCGAAUUUCAGAGCUAUGCUGCCAUUCCACGGAACCUGCACUAUUGAACUGUUUUCUCUGCGUUCGUAAGAAUGUGCAUAGGCACUGUUUCCCAAAGGAUGCGCAUUAAAACAUUUUAAUGUCUAAAUAACCUGAUGGAUUAUCAAACACCGUUUUCUUAAAUUUGUCCUUUAGAGUGCCAGUUGCAAAGGAGCUGUUAUUUUAGGAGGUCUUGGCAAAUAGAUGUUUUUUUUCAGCAGAUGAGAACGACCAGCAGCAGCGGAUUCUUCUCGUAUUAGUGCCUGCGGAUCUCUGUUAUAAUAAAAUUUGGACUGGUGAACUGUUUUGCAUCGCAAUGGAUACAACUAUGUGGAGUUAUAUAUUAGGUCUUUUCAUGGUUGCUUGUCGAGUAAAACUGGCUCGAUCAACAGUUUUAGAAUCAAUAUAUUGGAAUACUUCGAACACCAAGUUUGUCCCAGGAAGGGGUGUAGUACUAUACCCUCAGAUCGGAGACAAAAUGGACAUUGUGUGUCCAAGAAUCAAGCCAGGCUCCACUGAGCAGAUGAACAUUGAAUACUUCCGGGUCUAUCUUGUUCCCAAAGAACAACUUGAGACCUGUCGAGUCACUAAGGGCGACAUGUUACUGCUCAACUGUGACAAGCCAGACCAGGACGUGAAGUUCACCUUCAAGUUUCAAGAGUUCAGCCCCAACCUGUGGGGCCUGGAGUUCUACAAAGGAAAGGACUAUCACAUCAUCUCCACAUCAAACAGCACUUUUGAAGGUUUGGACAACCACGACAGCGGUGUUUGUAAGACCAAAUCUAUGAAGCUGGUCCUGCGAGUUGGACAGAGUCCUACAGAUUCAUUCUCAACAAAAAACUAUCCAACUAGAUAUCCUCCAAAAUACCCUGACAGUAAGGACCAAAACACCUUCAGCAAAGAAAACGAUGCUGUCAACAGAGUUGGACACAUGCAGUGA
This is a messenger RNA of Sinocyclocheilus grahami, 1031 nucleotides long. RefSeq names its product ephrin-B2a-like. Gene Ontology annotation, biological process: ephrin receptor signaling pathway; axon guidance; blood vessel morphogenesis. NCBI's taxonomy places the organism in Eukaryota, Metazoa, Chordata, Actinopteri, Cypriniformes, Cyprinidae. The transcript has 5 exons. The record is from RefSeq and is a predicted model, not a curated record. Gene Ontology annotation, cellular component: plasma membrane. Gene Ontology annotation, molecular function: ephrin receptor binding. Bases 408 to 1031 code for a protein of 207 amino acids.